Molecule: messenger RNA, 2670 nt
Organism: Brenthis ino (lesser marbled fritillary)
Lineage: Eukaryota; Metazoa; Arthropoda; Insecta; Lepidoptera; Nymphalidae
Source: the annotation of a GenBank genome assembly
AUGUUGGAAAACGUCCAGUGCUGCUUAGACUUUCUUCAUGCACAAAAAGUCCAAGGGUUAGAACAAGUAACAGCAGUUGACAUUCGUGAUGCUAAACUAAAAGCUGUUUUGGCAUUAUUUUUUGCACUUAGUCGACAUAAGCAAGCGUCAAAACAAAGAACAGUGCCAUCUAGCGGCAAUGCUACGAACGCGGGAAAAAGUUCCAACGAAGAUGUGUCUUUAAGUUCCGUCCAACGAAUAACAGGUGGCAGCAGCUGUGAUGAAAUAUUAACCGCUUGUGGAAAUAACGUCGAAAUGACGACGUUAACAGCUAAUAGACAAGUGUCGGUGCUGCAGACGUCGAUACCGCUGCCGGCGUCGGCGGCGGCGGUGCGACGCGCUCCGCCGGACAAGCGACCCCUGCCUGCUACUCCGAUACAUGGGGGAAAGAGUGGGUUUUCGGCUAGUUCAAGUCGGUCAACAAGUCCUUUGGGUCAAGGAGCAGUCAGCUUUAUUCCUCGAGCACCGGCUUCAUCAUCAGGAUCAAGACCUAAUUCAUCAUUACUAGCUCCUGGUAGUAAAAUUCCGUCGACAAUAACUCAAUCUCCUCAACAUUCACAAAAUAUAAGUAGCCAAAAUGGUACACCUACAAAACAGUCUAUGCUAGAUAAAUUAAAACUAUUUAACAAAGACAAAGUAAGUAGUGAAAAACAAAGUAGUAAAAGUACAGCCGUAUCGAAGCGCACUAGUUCUUCCAGUGGUUUUUCAUCUGCAAAGAGUGAAAGAUCAGACUCUAGUUUAAGUCUCAAUGAAUCUACCAACGCAACAAGUACACAUAUCAAAUCUUCUAACUUAGUAGGACCUAAAUGUGUGAGACAACAAAACGAUAUUUUAUCAAAAGACAAAUCGGCUAAUAAACAUGUUAAGUCAAAGUUAGUUAAUACAAAAAUUACUAAAGAACCUUCGACGAUAAGUAAAUCUAAUGUUAAAUCAAGUAGUAAUGAUAAAUCAAGAAACAGUCCCAAGCUACCAGCACGAGAUAAAGAUUCAAAAUUAGCAGCACCGAAAUCUGUUAGUAACACUAAGUUAAAUCAAAUAGAAGAUCAUCCAAGGAGUUCUAAGAAUAAAUUAGAGCCAAAAAUGGUGAAACCAUCUGGGAGCCAAAUGAAACUAACUGAUCAACGUAUGGAAAAUACCGCAGAUGCCAAAACUUAUGAAAACACAAAACAUCAAUCUAAUCAAGUCCAAUCACCUUCACAAUCUAAUGGACCGCCAGUACCAUUACAAAAUCAUACUGGAAUUCCUAAACCUACUGCUGCUGUUAAAGGUACAUCGAAAAUUUCAAAAGACGAAAGACAUAAUAUUUUGAAUAAGAGUACAAAUAGUCAAUUAAGUCCUAUACAGAGCAACUCUAGUUUAAAUUCUACAAAUAAUGUGAAUGUCCAUCCGUUUUCUCGGGAACAGUCUAAUGUAAGCAAAGAAGUAUCUCAAAAACAAACGUUAGCGGUAUCUCCAAUGCCAGUCGUUAAUUCAGGUAUUCAAAAUCAAAAUUCACAAAUGUCAGAGAGUUCACAUUCGAAUUCGACCCAUAGCACUACUGGGCAACAGUCUAAUUCUAGUGAUGGCAGUGUUAUAUACCGUCCAUCGAGUGAAUCGGGUUCUGAAAUAUCAAAAGGAAGUAAUAUGACCUCAAACAAACGACUUGACAUGAAUGCAGCUUAUAUUAACGACGUUAUCAAUGAAGCUGAAAUAUCAGAGAAGGAAGCCGCGCAAAAAAGACCUAAUGACAGGUCUGCCCCAAAACCUAUAUUUGACCCUAAUAAGACAUUAACAGAAUAUGAGAGGAAUGAUAGUCGCUCAAGUACGCCUUCGCACUGUCGAGAUAAUUCGCUUGGUGAGGAAGAAAACCCUUUAAUGAACGUUUUGCCAAUGAGACCUUUGCUGCGUGGUUACAACAGCCAUCUGACACUGCCAAUGCGAACAUCAGGCUUAGGACAGAAAAAUGUUCCAGGAUAUACCCACCACGCAAAUACUGUCAAAGCUAAUUUCGGAAGGGAAAACAUGAGUUUACGUGAGCGUAUGAAUUACGGGGCGGGGUUUUCUAACCCCGACUAUUGUGACCUUGAAAUUGCCUCCGGCUAUAUGUCCGACGGCGAUUGCUUGAGAAGAAUAAAUGUAAGCGAAAUGGACUGUGGACGGAACAACGAUAUUAUGGAUGGAUAUAUGUCUGAAGGUGGAGCAUCACUGUAUGGUCGUCGGAUGAACUACCAGCAACCUUCGCAGUUCCAACAGCUCGAUGAAAGACGUGGUGGAAUCCGAAGAGGCAUGGAAGGGCUGGAGCGGUGUGGUUUACGAAGUGGGUCGGCCGCACACGUAGUAAAAGCUGACUGCGGGCAGCAAACCGAGAGACAGCCGCCCACGCCUAGACAAGAUACCACUUGUAAGAAAUAUACAGAUUUCACCGUGGGGUGGGAGCUCCGCCGUCGCAACCAACCGCCAGCUCCUCCGAGCCCUUCACAUGGUGAGAAAAAGGGGAACGCCGGACUGGUAAUCAUUCCCCUCAACAUCACAAGAGGGAGAAGCUCACUGCCGCCACAGCAACUUGGCAUCGCUCAACAUCCUCAGUACCCUGCUCCAAAUCCAUCGAAUCAGCAUGCUUCACGAAGCUGGCGGCUCUCAGGUACAAUCGCC